Ostrinia nubilalis (European corn borer) is the source of this 1304-nucleotide messenger RNA. RefSeq names its product tetratricopeptide repeat protein 8 (gene BBS8). Gene Ontology annotation, cellular component: non-motile cilium; BBSome; ciliary basal body. The transcript has 5 exons. The coding region runs from base 9 to 1268 and encodes 419 amino acids. The record is from RefSeq and is a predicted model, not a curated record. Gene Ontology annotation, biological process: non-motile cilium assembly. Lineage: Eukaryota; Metazoa; Arthropoda; Insecta; Lepidoptera; Crambidae. Gene Ontology annotation, molecular function: protein binding.
UUAACAAAAUGGAUAUUGAAUAUAAAGUAUUAAACUUAUUCAGAACUAAACAAUACGACGAAUGCAUAAAAUUAUGUUACGUUACACUUCAAAAUAGAAGUGAUCAAAUGAUAGAGUUUAUUCAAAUGCGUGCUAUGACCAUCCAAACAAAAAUUGCUGGUAAUGGUUACGAAGAAGUCGAUUAUUACCCGCAACAAGAUGAUGAUUACUUUACCACCGCAGUUGCUAGAACUCCAAGGGUGGGUACAGCGUUUUUAAGGGAAUCUAAGACUGCGCAACAAUUUAACAAAACUGCUAGUGCAACAGCAACUUCUAGGACUCGUGGUUACACAAAAACUGGGCGAGCCCGAAGUGCUCGAAGCGCCCUGCACACUGCAUCGAGGGCAUCAAGGGCGGCCACCGCACUAGCAGGCGGGACUUCUUUUACCUCUGGAACUCCACUCUCUCUUAGAUUAAUAUCAAAAGAAGACAAAUUGUUUUCUCCUGCAUCAAAAACUCUUUUCGAGUAUGUUUAUUAUUGUGAAGGCGAUGUUCGAAAGGCUAUGGAUAUUGCAUUUCAAGCGCAGAAACAGAAUGACUCCACUGAUUGGUGGUGGAAUUUUUCAUUAGCUCGGUGCUAUUACGUGCUAGGAAUGUUUCGAAACACGGAGGAUUGCCUUCGCAAUGCACUUAAGCAAAAUAAACACAUUUCAAUUUAUCUACGUCUGAUAGCAAUGUAUGUGAGCUUAAAUCAACCUUUAACAGCUCUGGAAGUAUGUAAACAAGGCCUGUCUGUAUUUCCUGAGUAUACGCCACUGACGCUGGAGCAAGCCAGAAUUCACGACCAAAUGGGGAACACGACAUUAGCUUUAAAAGAAUAUCGAAGUGUGGCUUUGGAGGAUCCCUCUAAUACCGAAGCUAUUGCGAACAUUGCUAUGUACAAUUUUUAUAAUGACCAACCCGAAAUAGCUCUGCGUUAUUACAGACGCUUGCUGGCUACGAACAUACCAGGGUCAGAAAUAUACAAUAAUCUUGGACUUUGUUGCCUUUACUGCAACCAAUGGGAUCUCAUACUGCCCUGCUUUCGACAAGCUCUCUACUUUUCCACAAAUCCUGAAAAUAAGUCUGAUAUUUGGUUUAACUUGGCACAUGUUGCUUUGUCUACUGGUGAUAUGGCUCUCGCUCGUCGUUGCUUGCAGGUGAGUAUGGCUAUUAAUUCCGAGCAUAGCGCUUCAAGACAAGCACUACAUACGUUAGACGCAAGGAUUUCGAGAAUCCGGAAGACGUAAGGUCAUUUUAUAAAUAAAUAAAGUACGUAGUUCAAU